Messenger RNA from Kickxella alabastrina, 1260 nucleotides. RefSeq lists its product as uncharacterized. Lineage: Eukaryota; Fungi; Kickxellomycota; Kickxellomycetes; Kickxellales; Kickxellaceae. The record is from RefSeq and is a predicted model, not a curated record. The transcript has a single exon. Gene Ontology annotation, molecular function: cysteine-type deubiquitinase activity. The coding region runs from base 1 to 1260 and encodes 419 amino acids. Gene Ontology annotation, biological process: protein deubiquitination.
AUGCACGCGGGCGGCAACCUUCGCAACUCGUUUGUGUACAAUCAGGCCAGCACAUUUGCCAUUGCUCCUCCCGCUGAUCCCAACUACAAUACAGCGCCGCGCAUUAAUUCCAGAGUGCCCACACAACCGCAGGUGCAGCCUUCAGCAGCCCUGGACUCUUCGGCUAUUGGCAUGACAGGGUUGAAAAACUUUGGCAAUACAUGUUUCAUGAACUGUGUCAUCCAAUGUCUGGUCGGCACAGUCCCAUUUGCGCGGUACUUUUUGCAGGGAGGUUGGAAGAAGGAUUUGAUUCGCGGUUCUAAGAGCAGCCACUCUGACGUUGUUGUUGAGUUUUCGCGCCUCCUCGACAACAUGUGGCGUGGGCAGUACGGGUCGCUGUCGCCGAUUAGCUUCCGCUCGGCGGUUGGCAACUGCUCGGCUCAGUUCAAGGGCAACGACCAGGAGGACGCGCAGGAAUUUGCCCUGUUUGUGCUCGACACCCUGCACGAGUCCUUGAACCGCGUACAUCCGCGUCCGCCGCCAGACCGUGACAUGACGCCCGACGAAGAGAUCCAGUUUGAGCACCUGCCGGACUUUCAGCAGGCGAACAUACAGUGGGAGCGGUAUACCCGCCGCAACUGGUCAAUCAUGACCAGUAUCUUCCAGGGCCAAGUGCAGUCGCGCUUGACAUGUCUUUUGUGCAAACACACGUCGACCACGUACUUUACGUUCACCGAGCUUUCUGUGCCCAUUCCGACGCCCGGAACCAAGCCCAGCAGUGCCGCAGUUUUGUUGCGCAAGUCGUCGAGCAAGAGCAGCGCCCCUGUGUCCAUCUACCAGUGCCUGGAUGCGUUCUCGGGGAGUGAGAUCCUCGACGGCGAUAACAAGUGGCACUGCCCGCGGUGCAAGACCAAGCGCAAGGCGAGCAAGCGCAUGCUGAUCUCGCGCCUGCCACUCGUUCUCAUCGUGCACCUCAAAAGGUUCUCGACCAUUGGGCAUUUCCGCGAGAAGCUCGAGACCAACGUUGUGUUCCCCACGCGGGAGUUGCAAAUGGAUAACUAUAUGAUGCCUGAUGCGCGCCAGCAGUCGACGACAUCGUACAACUUGUAUGCGGUGGCCAACCAUUACGGCACGCUGUCCUCUGGCCACUACACGGCGAGUGUGUUUAACAGGGUGCGUGGCCAGUGGAACUAUUUUGACGAUACCCGCGUGGUGCCGGUUUCCGAGGACAAGGUGGCUUCGCCGGCCGCGUAUCUGCUGUUCUAUGUACAGAACCAGUGA